Messenger RNA from Acanthopagrus latus (yellowfin seabream), 1608 nucleotides. Its product is annotated as potassium voltage-gated channel subfamily G member 2-like. Gene Ontology annotation, cellular component: voltage-gated potassium channel complex; membrane. Gene Ontology annotation, molecular function: delayed rectifier potassium channel activity. The transcript has 2 exons. Gene Ontology annotation, biological process: protein homooligomerization; potassium ion transmembrane transport. Lineage: Eukaryota; Metazoa; Chordata; Actinopteri; Spariformes; Sparidae. The record is from RefSeq and is a predicted model, not a curated record. The coding region runs from base 1 to 1608 and encodes 535 amino acids.
AUGGCCAUCAUUGGUGCUGGCUUUGAUGACCAAUCCUUUAGUAGUGAUGAUAGUUACAGCCAUGUCUUCAUGGACUCAGAGGCUGCCGCAGUCAAAGGCCAGUAUUUUCAGCGUGCUCAGCUGCUCCGUGGGCCAGAGGCAUCUCGCCGGUACUUUGAUCCCUCCCAACAGGCCCUCAUCAAUAUAGGGGGCAUCCGGUACUCCUUCCCCUGGGGCACCCUGGAGGAUGUACCCCAGAGCCGCCUGGGUCGUCUGCACUCCUGCUCCACACUGAGAGAGAUAGCAGAGUUUUGUGAUGACUAUGAUGAGAUGCUACAAGAAUUCUUCUUUGACCGUGACCCUUUAGCUUUUCAGGCCAUCCACAGCUUCCUAGCAAAAGGGAAGUUGCGUCUGCUGCAGGGGGUCUGCAAUGUGGCCCUGCACGGGGAGCUGCUGUACUGGGGCAUCGAUAUAGGACAGAUGGAGCCCUGCUGCCGCCAUCACAUGAUGUCCUGUGUAGACGAGGUGGCCAAGCACCAGCAGAAGGAGGACGAGUGGCGGGAGAGACGGAGGGCGCUCCGGGCUUCUCUGAGAGAGGGAAGCCUGUUCCACAAGCUGGGGGAAGCAGUGGAGAACCCUCACUCAGGUUUAGCAGGGAAAGUGUUUGCCUUCCUGUCUGUCAUCAUGGUGAUGGUCACUGUGGUCAGCCUGUGCAUUGGCACCAUGCCAGACCAACAAGAGGAGGAAGCCAUGGGUACAUGCUCCCAAAGGUGCCGCAGAAUGUUUGUGGUGGAGUCUGUUUGUGUGAGUUGGUUCAGCAUAGAGUUUCUGGUGCGAUUUUUCCACGCAAGGAGCAAGCUGGAGUUUGUCCGCAGCCCUCUGAACAUCAUCGAUGCUGCUGCUAUCUUGCCCUACUAUGUCUCACUGUUUCUGGAGCUCGGGGAUGAGACUGUACAGGAUAUUGUGGCAGAAGCGGGAAAGAGCACCCUGGAUAAACUUGGUCUGAUCCUGCGUGUGAUGAGGGCCCUGCGGAUCCUGUAUCUUAUGAGACUGGCCCGCCACUCUAUAGGUCUGAAGACCUUAGGGCUAACUAUCCAGCGCAGUGUGACAGACUUCAGCAUGCUGAUGCUCUUUAUGUGUGUCGCAGUGACUCUCUUUUCCCCAUUGGUACAUCUAGCUGAGAGUGAGCUGGCUCCAAACGCUGCCAGAACACCUCAGCUCAGCUUCAGCAGCAUCCCGGCGUCAUACUGGUGGUCCAUCAUCUCUGUCACCACAGUGGGGUAUGGUGACAUGGUGCCCCACAGCAUCCCCGGUCAACUGGUGGCACUAAUCAGCAUCUUAGCAGGGAUCCUCAUUCUGUCUUUCCCUUCUACAUCUAUCUUCCACACGUUCCAUCGCACCUACAUUGAGCUGACGGACGAGCAUUGCAGGUUAUGGAAAGAGGAGAGAGGGGCCGAGCUCGCCACUGAGGCUGAAGAAAGCAUGAAAGAAAGAGAAACCUGGCCUGAUAACUGGCCAGAAACUGAUCUUUUACCAGGUCUAGAUGAUCCUUCUUAUCUUUUCAUGAAAGACAUUACAGUGCUGGCUCGGAGCAAGAGCGAUCAACCUCUGUUGACUCCUGUUACUUAA